AUGAAUUCUGGAGUUGCUAUGAAAUAUGGAAAUGACUCCCCUGCAGAGCUGAGUGAGCUUCAUUUAGCAGCCCUGGCUUCGUUAAAGGGAGACAUAGUGGAGCUUAAUAAACGUCUACAACAAACAGAAAGGGAGCGUGACCUGUUGGAAAAGAAAUUGGCAAAAGCGCAGUGUGAACAGUCCCACCUAAUGAGAGAGCAUGAAGAUGUGCAGGAGCGAACAACACUACGCUAUGAGGAACGAAUCACAGAGCUGCACAGUAUCAUUGCUGAAUUAAAUAAGAAAAUUGAUCGACUACAGGGAACAACAAUAAGGGAGGAAGAUGAGUAUUCGGAACUGCGGUCAGAGCUCAGCCAAAGCCAGCAUGAGGUUAAUGAAGACUCACGCAGUAUGGAUCAGAACUCUGUUUCAGUACCAGAGAAUCAGUCCACCAUGGUCACUGCAGACGUGGAUAACUGUAGUGACUUGAAUUCAGAACUGCAAAGAGUGCUGACAGGUCUGGAAAAUGUUGUCUGUGGGAGGAAGAAAAGCAGCUGCAGUUUGUCAGUAGCAGAAGUGGAUAGACAUAUUGAACAACUCACUACUGCAAGCGAACAUUGUGAUUUAGCCAUUAAGACCGUAGAAGAGAUUGAGGGUGUACUGGGACGUGACCUUUAUCCAAAUCUGUCUGAAGAGAGAUCUCGAUGGGAAAAGGAGCUGGCUGGCUUGCGGGAAGAGAACGAGAGUCUCACGGCCAUGCUGUGUAGCAAAGAGGAGGAGCUGAACAGGACCAAGGCCACCAUGAACGCUAUUCGUGAAGAAAGGGACAGACUGCGUAGAAGGGUUCGGGAACUGCAAACACGUUUGCAAAGCGUGCAGGCAACAGGCCCAUCCAGCCCAAGUCGUCUCACUUCUGCCAAUCGACCCAUUAACCCCAGCACGGGAGAGCUGAGCACAAGCAGCAGUAGCAAUGACAUUCCCAUCGCCAAGAUUGCUGAAAGAGUGAAGUUGUCAAAGACAAGAUCAGAGUCUUCAUCAUCUGAUAGACCUGUCUUAGGAUCAGAAAUCAGCAGUAUAGGGGUGUCUAGUACUGUGGCUGAACAUUUGGCACAUUCCCUCCAAGACUGCUCAAACAUCCAGGAAAUCUUCCAGACUCUUUAUUCACAUGGAUCUGCUAUCUCUGAAAGUAAAAUCCGAGAGUUUGAAGUGGAGACAGAGAGAUUAAAUAGCCGUAUUGAGCACCUGAAAUCCCAGAAUGACUUGUUGACGAUAACACUGGAAGAGUGCAAGAGCAAUGCUGAGAGGAUGAGCAUGCUUGUUGGGAAGUACGAGUCCAAUGCCACAGCCCUCAGGCUUGCACUUCAGUACAGUGAACAAUGCAUAGAAGCCUAUGAGUUGCUGUUGGCAUUGGCAGAAAGUGAGCAGAGUCUCAUUCUUGGGCAGUUCAGAGCUGCAGGUGUUGGUUCUGUUGGGGACCAGACAGGUGAUGAAAACAUCACCCAGAUGCUUAAGAGAGCUCACGACUGCAGGAAGACAGCUGAGAAUGCAGCAAAAGCCUUACUGAUGAAACUAGAUGGGAGCUGCGGGGGAGCCUAUGCUGUCACUGGCUGUAGCGUGCAGCCCUGGGAAAGCCUGUCAUCCAACAGCCACACAAGUACUACCAGCUCAACUGCAAGCAGUUGUGAUACAGAAUUUACAAAGGAGGAUGAGCAGCGGCUGAAGGAUUACAUCCAGCAGUUGAAAAAUGACAGGGCAGCAGUGAAACUGACAAUGCUGGAGCUGGAAAGCAUCCACAUUGAUCCCCUUAGUUAUGACGUUAAACCUCGUGGAGACAGCCAGAGGCUAGACCUGGAAAAUGCAGUCUUGAUGCAGGAACUUAUGGCAAUGAAGGAGGAGAUGGCAGAGCUCAAGGCACAGCUUUACCUGCUAGAGAAGGAGAAGAAGGCAUUGGAAUUGAAACUGAGCACUCGAGAGGCGCAGGAGCAGGCCUACCUUGUCCAUAUUGAGCACUUGAAGUCUGAAGUGGAAGAGCAAAAAGAGCAGAGAAUGAGGUCUCUCAGCUCAACCAGCAGCGGAAGCAAAGACAAAUUGGGCAAGGAAUGCAGUGAUGGCACCGCAACACCGUUAACACUAGCUGAGCUGAGACCGUACAACGAGAGUGAACUGACUGCUGAACUGACAAACGCACUGCGGCGGGAGAAGAAACUGAAAGCUAGAGUGCAGGAGUUAGUGAGUGCUUUGGAGAGACUCACGAAGAGCAGUGAAAUCAGACAUCAGCAGUCUGCAGAAUUUGUUAAUGACCUUAAAAGGGCAAACAGCAACUUGGUAGCAGCUUAUGAAAAGGCAAAGAAAAAGCAUCAAAAUAAGCUGAAGAAACUGGAAUCACAAAUGAUGGCCAUGGUGGAGAGACAUGAAACACAAGUAAGGAUGCUCAAACAAAGAAUAGCUUUACUAGAAGAAGAGAACUCCAGACCACACACCAAUGAAACUUCACUUUAAAUGCAUCUCUUUCAAAGAUGCUUAGUGCCAUUACAAAUGUCUUUCUUUCGGAGGCUGACUUUUAGGUAGCUUCAAACGCUAAAAGCUCUGAUUGUCAACACUGACACACUUAAGAACCUUCUCUGGGAUCCCAGAGAGGUGCCAUGGGGAUAAUAUAAGUGUUAACCUUAAGGACUGUUUCAUAAUGUAAAAUGGCAGUGCCUGAAUUAUCAUGCUAUAAUUAUGUACAUUGUCUGUGUCAUUAUGUCUAUAUUCAUACAGCUUCUCUUCCAUUUUAUGUACGUCUCAUGGGUGACAGUGUCACAUAGCA
Messenger RNA from Charadrius vociferus (killdeer), 2788 nucleotides. RefSeq names its product mutated in colorectal cancers (gene MCC). The transcript is spliced from 17 exons. The coding region runs from base 1 to 2478 and encodes 825 amino acids. The record is from RefSeq and is a predicted model, not a curated record. Lineage: Eukaryota; Metazoa; Chordata; Aves; Charadriiformes; Charadriidae. Gene Ontology annotation, cellular component: cytoplasm. Gene Ontology annotation, biological process: negative regulation of canonical Wnt signaling pathway.